AUGACUUCCUCACACAACAAGCAUCCCUUGCCCACUGCCGUUCACUUCUUUAAGAUAAUCCUCAGAACAAGUCUUGCACAUGGAAUACUUAAGCUCCCAAAAGAUUUUACUACAAAAUAUGGAGAUAGCAUGUCAAACCUGGUGUUUCUCAACCCUCCAGAUGGCAUUGAAUGGAAAAUAUGUUGGACCAAGCUUGAUGGCAAGAUUUGGUUUGAAAAGGGUUGGAAGGAGUAUGCCACAUACUAUUCCCUGGAUCAUGGCCACUUGCUGUUGUUUCAAUAUCAGGGAACUUCUCAUUUUGACGUGCACAUAUUCGACAACAGCGCCGUUGAAGUAGACUAUCCUUCUUCCCCUGGUACUCGUGAUGGAAAGGAAAGACAUGUGGAGAUUAGUGAUGAUUCUGUUGAAAUUUUGGAUGCUCAAUUUUCAUGCCAGAAGACUAGAGUGAAAUCCACAGUGCCAUCUCCUCAACCUUCUAAGGAAAUGAAAUUCGGCCCAACUACAAAUGUUGAAAGAAGCCCCAGGGUAAACUUGCAUCAGCAUGUCCAAACUGGAAAAGAAGAGGGUAAAGGAAUUUUUAACACUGAAUGCCCAAAAGUGGAGCAGUUAACUUCUACCACUCUAAAGAAAGCCACAACUUUCAGGCUUGUCAUGAAGCCAUCCUUCAUUAAUGGAGAGUACCUGAAAUUUGCGUCAGAAAAUAAUUUGAAUGUGGGGGAUGUUUGUGUUUUUGAGCUGAUCCAGAGCUUUGCUUUCAAGGUUCAGAGGGACCAAGUUUCCCCAUUUCACAAGCCUAUACAACUCGAAUGGGAACGAUUCCAAAACGAGGUGAAAGAGGACAUUCUGAAACGCAAUUUAGGCACAAAAAAUACCGAAAAAGGUUAA
Glycine soja is the source of this 885-nucleotide messenger RNA. Its product is annotated as B3 domain-containing protein LOC_Os12g40080-like. The record is from RefSeq and is a predicted model, not a curated record. Lineage: Eukaryota; Viridiplantae; Streptophyta; Magnoliopsida; Fabales; Fabaceae. Bases 1 to 885 code for a protein of 294 amino acids. The transcript is spliced from 5 exons. Gene Ontology annotation, molecular function: DNA binding.